Molecule: messenger RNA, 3126 nt
Organism: Galleria mellonella (greater wax moth)
Lineage: Eukaryota; Metazoa; Arthropoda; Insecta; Lepidoptera; Pyralidae
Gene: Dgk
Product: diacylglycerol kinase 1
Exons: 24
Coding region: 366-3014 (882 amino acids)
Biological process (GO): intracellular signal transduction; diacylglycerol metabolic process; lipid phosphorylation
Cellular component (GO): plasma membrane
Molecular function (GO): calcium ion binding; ATP-dependent diacylglycerol kinase activity
Source: RefSeq, a predicted model, not a curated record
UUCUGUCUAUGAGUGUAGACGUGUUUAUUUAUUUCGUUAAUAUUUUCCGCAUUUUUUUUACUUGUGAAUUUUUGAAUAGGUACCCGUUGCGAUGUACCUCAGUAACGUUUUUAGGACGAGCGGACUACCCGAGUGUGAACUAAUUGCUAAUAAUUGAACAAAUGAUUAAUUUCUAAUAAAAGAGCAUUAGAUCUGUCGAACACUUGGUUCUAAAGGUUUGAUACGUGUUUGUAUUGUACCAUCUUUAUGUUACUAUGUAACCGUUUCCUUUGCCUAUGUGUAUAGUGUUUAAAAAAAAAGUGCGAUGUGAUAUUUUCACAGUUUUAGAGAAUUUUUAAAUUUGGAAGCUCUGGAAUAAGGGGGAUAUGCCUAACACUGCGGCCACUGGGUUUCAAUGGGACAAACUCUCACCGGCCGAGUUUCAGCAGCUGCAGGAGUUAGCAUCCUAUUCCACGAGAAAACUUCAAGAUGUACUUAAUGAGUUCUGUGAAGUCAAGAAGCAAAGUCCAGAUGGGGACAUCGACUAUGAGGGCUUCCGUUGGUUUCUUGAUACAUUCCUCGAGGUCUCCACACCAGAUGAACUGUCCAGGCACCUGUUCCUCUCCUUCGUCCGCCGGGACCGGCGACCGGCGCUACGGGAGAUGGCGGCGGCGAGCUCCGCCGCAGCCUGCGCGGCCGUCACGGCACACGCUGACCAUCAGGGCAAGCUAAGUUUGGCAUCAAAAAUUCACGGUCUAGCCGAGCGGUUGCAACAACUCGGCAGAAGUUCAGGGGACUCCGUCGACGGCAGUGACAGGGGCUCCAGGAGCAGGACUGGGAGCGUACACCCAAUGUUCACAGUGACGACCCAUCCGUCGUACUCCUCACACGAGUUAUGUCUUGACAGACGGACGGAAACCAGCCCCAGCCACAGUCAAAUGUCCAGGAACUCCAGUAGGAAAAGCAGCAAUUCGCUACGGGUUAAUCAAUCUACAAAAAUUGAAGACUUCAAACACCUAAUCAGACGACCGUCCACACUCGAAGUCCACACUGCUCGAGUUUCGCUCAAAGACAUAGUUUGCUACUUGUCUCUUCUGGAGGCGGGGCGACCAGAAGAUAAACUGGAAUUUAUGUUUCGAUUGUACGACACUGACGGUAACGGAGUGCUGGACACCAACGAGAUGGACUGCAUCGUGAAUCAGAUGAUGACCGUCGCUGAGUACCUCGGCUGGGAGACGUCGGAAUUACGGCCGAUCUUACAAGACAUGAUGGUAGAAAUUGAUUAUGAUGCAGAUGGAACAGUGUCCCUUGAUGAAUGGAAAAGGGGAGGAAUGACCACAAUACCACUAUUAGUCCUCCUAGGAUUGGACACCAACGUGAAAGAAGAUGGGGAGCAUGCGUGGAGGUUGAAACACUUCAGCCGGCCCGCAUACUGCAAUCUGUGUUUGAACAUGCUGGUCGGGUUAGGGAAAAAAGGACUCUGUUGUAUAUUUUGCAAGUUCACAGUACACGAACGUUGUGUACAGCGCGCUCCGGCCUCUUGUAUAGCAACUUAUUCGAAGUCCAGAAGAGCGUCCGCCACGCUUGCCCACCAUUGGGUUGAAGGCAACUGUCAUGGGAAAUGUGCCCGGUGUCGGAAAAAGAUCAAAGGAUACAACGGCAUAACUGGACUUCACUGUCGAUGGUGUCAUAUCACAUUGCACAACCGCUGCGUGGGCAGCGCUGGUGGGGCUUGUACCCUGGGCACCCACGCGAAGCACAUACUCCCGCCCACAGCGAUACGACCGUUAGUGCUUGACCGACAGAGAUCGCUACCUCAUAGACCUCAGCAAGAUCAGCAAACCCUCCCUACUUCAAUAUCACUGCCAAUCUCCAUCUCAGCGCCUCCGGAAGAUAAGAAAGAAGAGAGAAGAGAACACCGAGCUCCGCCUAUUUCAUUCCAAAUCACUCCACCCGAUGGGACCUGCCCGUUGUUAGUCUUCAUCAACCCAAAGUCGGGUGGCCGACAAGGAUCCAGGAUUAUGAGGAAACUGCAGUAUAUAUUGAAUCCUCGGCAAGUCCACGAUAUAGCAAAAGGUGGACCGAUGCAAGGCUUGCAAAUGUUCAAAGAUGUCAAAAACUAUCGGGUCAUAUGCUGCGGCGGAGACGGUACAGUUGGUUGGGUGUUGGAAACGAUGGAUAAGGUUCAAAUGGAAACUCAGCCGGCUGUGGGGGUGAUACCACUCGGUACCGGCAACGAUCUGGCCAGGUGUCUCCGGUGGGGAGGCGGUUACGAAGGGGAGUCCAUUCACAAGAUUUUAGACAAGAUCACUCGCGCGAGCACUGUCAUGAUGGACCGAUGGCAGAUACACGUCGAGAACUCGUCCGCAGAGUGCGAACAACUUCAGAUGCCAGAAUCAGCGCCUCAUCCAACGUCGGUCCCAUACAACAUCAUCAAUAACUACUUCUCCAUAGGUGUUGAUGCAGCGAUCUGCGUGAAGUUCCACACAGAGCGGGAGAGAAACCCUGAUAAGUUCAGUUCUCGUAUGAAGAACAAGUUGUGGUACUUCGAGUUCGCCACCUCCGAGCAAUUUGCGGCCAGUUGCAAGAACUUACACGAGCACAUAGAUAUCGUGUGUGACGGCUCAUCCCUGGAGCUGAACAAGGGUCCAGCGCUGCAAGGCGUGGCGCUGCUGAACAUCCCCUACGCCCACGGGGGGUCCAACUUGUGGGGGGCGAGUGGGGCACACCGUAGGGGCCGGUUUCCUAACGCUCAACAAGAUAUUGGUGAUAAACUAAUAGAAGUAAUAGGUCUAGAAAAUUGUCUACACAUGGGCCAAGUUCGCACUGGUCUAAGAGCAUCAGGCCGGCGAUUGGCGCAGUGUAGCUCAAUAACAAUCACAACGAAAAAGACAUUCCCAAUGCAGAUAGAUGGAGAACCGUGGAUGCAACCGCCUUGCAAAAUAAUUAUAACCCACAAGAACCAAGUUCCGAUGUUAAUGGGACCAGCACCGGAGAAAGGGCGGGGUUUCUUCAAACUGUUUACACAUUGUUAACCCAUUGAUUUUUUAUUAAUUUUACACUAAUUUAUUGCAGAAGUAAACUUGGCCCACUUUUUACUAGUGCAUUUUUUUUAUGAUAUCUACAAAAUAAAUAUAUUGAGUUGCA